AUGUUUUGCCAGAGCCUUUUGAUCUGCCCUCUCUUGAUCAUCGAGCGGUAUCAAGGCGUGGUGUUCGUCAAGCCACCGAUGAUGCAUCACAAAGUAAACCUGCGAGAGAUGUGGAUUCAGCGUGUCACCGAAAGGUGUAUUAUCAAAAUAAAUGGCAAUGAUAAGCGGAUUGGCAUCCUACGAGACCGCAGUGUGACCUGGCUAUGGGAUGCUUUCACGACAGUAAAUAAAUCUGACAUAGUCAAAAAGGCAUUUGAAAUGUGCCAUGUUCACACAUUUAAUUUAUCAUACGAGAGAUUUUGGGAUGAACUCAUGUGUCAUGCACACCAAGAGACGAAGGACAGCACCCCGACUGAAAACGAGAAUGAUACUGAAAUCUUAGGCGAGGCUGCGGAGACCGACAGUACUGACCCAUCCGAUGACACCAACGUGCCAUAUGGUGCGUCUGUCAUUGCCGAUAUGCUGGGCAAUGUUUCGAGUGUUCAAGGAGUCGAAAAAUUGAAUGGGAGACUGAUAUCGAAGGCUGACGCGGAGAGCAUGGAGUUUGUGGUGGAUAUUGGGGCCGUCAAGGACGCUGAUUGCGAGCCAGAUACCCAAGUGGCGUUAGGGCGAGGGAAAAGGAAGAAAAAAGAAAAUACCUUGUACUCACACUGA
This is a messenger RNA of Suillus plorans, 654 nucleotides long. RefSeq lists its product as uncharacterized. The record is from RefSeq and is a predicted model, not a curated record. The coding region runs from base 1 to 654 and encodes 217 amino acids. NCBI's taxonomy places the organism in Eukaryota, Fungi, Basidiomycota, Agaricomycetes, Boletales, Suillaceae. The transcript has 4 exons.